UUUUUAGCUCAAGUAAGUAAAGACAAAUUUCCUUGUGUGUGUGCGGGUGUACGUGUAUAUGUGUCUGUAUGUCGAGCAUGCUGGUCAAGUGUCAGCUCUUGUUGAAAUAUUGACAAGUCAAAUAACGACCAUUUUCGGUUUCAGUGGAAACCAUAGAACAGACUUGUGAAUCAGAAAAGGUGUUAACCGUGUGUGCGGAUCUUUUUUGUCACCGUCGCAGAUAUGUCCGAUUCAGAAGGUGAAAACAUGACUGUCUAUCAUUAUACUGAUAUGGAGUCUGCUAGAAAAAUAAAAAGUUCUGCGACAAUUAAACAGUCAACUAGCCAGAAUGCAAAGGACGAUGUGACCUAUGGUGAAGGAACAUACUUUACUGACAAGCCACCAACAGAUGGCCGCCAUUCAAUUGCAAAAAAUAACUACGACGGCGGCCCAAAGUAUCCGAAGGUGAAAAUCGAUGAGGGAAAACUUGAUGCCGUUGUCCAAGUUACCAUGAGCAAGGAUAAGCUUCACGACCACAGUUCUGAUGGAAGACGCGUGCAAAGGUACCCCGGUGACCUGGAUCUGAAAGGACCAGACGUAAAAGAUUAUAAAAUUUUCAAGAAUAAAUCAGGAAAAUAAUACUACUAUAAGAAAAAUUGAUGAACUCUAUAUAAACAGGUGUUUGAUGAUAAUGUUUAACGAAAAUAUAUAUUUCAUACAAGACAAAAUAACAAAAGCAAUACAAGUGGUAAGCUAUUUUUAUCGCAUAACAAGAUACUAGUCUCAUACUGUUGAGUGUUUGCUAUAACUUUAACAUUCUUUGAAUUCUUUAGCUAAAUAUAUCUUUAAAGGAAAAA
This is a messenger RNA of Mercenaria mercenaria, 836 nucleotides long. RefSeq lists its product as uncharacterized. NCBI's taxonomy places the organism in Eukaryota, Metazoa, Mollusca, Bivalvia, Venerida, Veneridae. The transcript is spliced from 3 exons. The record is from RefSeq and is a predicted model, not a curated record. The coding region runs from base 223 to 618 and encodes 131 amino acids.